GAUCACCACCCAGCACUAUUCCAUAGAUCAAGUUCACCACUCCUUUCGUCUCCUUCUGAUUAUGGAUACCUUUUUCACCUACACUCCCACCACCACCACCACCACCACAAACACCAUGAACUUUCCUUCAACCACCACCAACACCACUACUGCUGCUGCUUCAUCUACAUCAUCAAUGCCGUCCUCUCAGUAUUAUUUUCCACCUCAUGAUGAAACUCAAACCCUGAUGCAAUUCCCAUACGCAUAUCCUUUGGAGCUAGUGCAGGCCGGUCAGCAAGGCGAGGCAUUCACAUACCCUUCGUAUCCUUUCGUAAUUGGCAUGAAUUCUUCACAGCCGCAUUUGGUACCCGAUGAGCAACAGCAAGAGAGAAGGCUUGUGGAUGCUUGGACCACCAAGGUUGCGAGAUGUAAGCGCAAAAUGGCACGCCAAAAGAGCCUUUGUUUGACCAAAGAUUCUGCUUCUUGGGCUUCCUCGACUCAGAUGAAUACACAAGGACUAGCCGUGUAUGAUGCUGAUCAUGUGCAGAACGUCAACAACGUGAAUGAAGAUCCCUACACUUUCCGCACUCCAGACAAUAAGAGGCUGAGAUUUUUGCUAAAAAAGGAGUUGAAGAAUAGUGAUGUUGGGUCUUUGGGCAGGAUCGUUCUUCCAAAGAGAGAAGCAGAGGAAAACCUUCCAAUCCUCUCUGAUAAAGAUGGAAUCCAAAUUGUAAUCCAAGAUGCGUAUUCUAACCAAGCGUGGAUUAUGAAAUACAAGUAUUGGUUAAAUAAUAAGAGCAGAAUGUAUGUUCUUGAAAAUACGGUGGAUUUUGUAAAACAAAAUGGGCUGGCGAUUGGAGAUUCCAUUACUCUCUAUGAGGACGAACUCAAGAAUCUCUAUUUCUCCAUUAAAAAGGUUGACAAACCAGUAAAUGAGCCCUUAUACAAACAACAAUAUACGAACCUCGGCAUCAACUGCAACAACUUUUCUGCACCUUUUAUGCACGAGUCUAGGGAUGAGGAAGAAGCAUCUUUAGCAUUGCUAAUAGAGCAACUCAGGCACCAGGAAGAACAAGACGCUAACAGCCUUGCAACUUUGCCUAUCGGAGGCACUUCUUCGCAUAGUCGGCUCAUUUAAUCAAUUAGUAGGCUGCUCAAAAAAAUUGUCCCAUUUAUCUUAUGAACAAUC
Molecule: messenger RNA, 1168 nt
Organism: Quercus robur (English oak)
Lineage: Eukaryota; Viridiplantae; Streptophyta; Magnoliopsida; Fagales; Fagaceae
Product: B3 domain-containing transcription factor LEC2
Exons: 6
Coding region: 62-1117 (351 amino acids)
Molecular function (GO): DNA-binding transcription factor activity; DNA binding
Source: RefSeq, a predicted model, not a curated record